ACUUAAAAAAUGACAAGCAACCAAACAUAACCUAUAUUGAUCACAUUGCUGAUUGAAAAACAACAAUGAAAACAUUUGAAAUUGUGAUUGGUACUUAUGAAGAGUUUUUAGUGGGAUAUGAUUUUUUUGACGAACAAGCACGUUUGGUUCAAAACUUUGCAUCUCAUGAUCAUACGGCCAGUUUACGUACGUUGGCGACAUGUGAUCAUUAUGUAGCUUCAGGAGGAGCUGAUGAUCGAAUAAUAAUAUACGACUUUCGUCUAAGGAAAGAACAUUGUAUGUUAUCACAUCAUAAUUCUACUAUUAAUUGUCUAGAGUUUACUCCCAAUCAUUCUCAUAUUAUUUCUGGUAGUCAAGAUGGAGUAUUGGCAAUUACCAGAGUUGGUAACUGGCAGGUCGAAAAGAUUUGGGAUAAAGCUCACAAAGGUUCCGCCACUAUAGAUAUUGCUGUACAUCCCACUGGCAAAUUAGCUUUAACACUAGGUGAAGAUUGUACUUUACGCACUUGGAAUUUAGUUAAAGGUAGACAAGCAUAUGCCAUAAAUCUCAGAAGCAAAAGUAAAGAUGCAAAAAGUUUAAGCAAAAUAUGCUGGUCUGUUGAUGGAGUGAGGUUUAUUAUUUUUGGUGGCAAAUACACAGAAAUAUGGAGCAUUGAAACAGGUGGCAUAUUACAAGUAAUUGAACAUGAAGUUAAAGUUACUAGCUGUAUUUGGUAUACAACCAAAAAAAUAUUAAUUGGGUAUGAGGAUGGAAAUGUUUGUUUAGUAAAAUUAUCUACAUUAAAAAAAACAUUACAUAAAGUUCAUGAACACAGAAUAAAAGCACUGGCCAAAUAUAAUGAUUGGAUAAUUUCUGGCUCUAGCAGUGGAGAAAUAAAGGUUUAUAAUAAAGCAUUUGAAGAAGUAUGUAAAGUUAAUUCAGGGUGUAGAAUCACGUCGAUGGUUAUAAUUGAACCUAUACAGAUAAAAAAAGAAAACUCUGAAGAUAUAGUGGCUAUUGAAGCAGAUGAAUUACAGGAAAGCAAUUCUCCUAAAUAUAGCACAAAAAAGAGAAAAUUGCAAAUCAAAAAUAGGUCAGAAGAGAAAAGUGAAAAAAUAACUGAAGUAAAUGUUCCAACUAAAAAAAAGAAAAAGUUGAAACUUAUUAAAGAUAGUUAAAUAAUAAAUUAUUUGUUAAUAAAGUACUCAAUUCUAUUUGAACACUUGUAAUUGAACCUUUGUAUAAUGAAUUUCCAUACAUAUGGCUCAUGGAUAAAUUAAUUAUGUGUGCUGUAUCCAUAGUAUAAUGUACUGACUUAGUAUUACAGUGUGUAGUAUAAGAAAGACAUAUUUGUUGAGAAUCACUUCUACCUUUUUGGUACAUGUCUUCAAAUUAUCAUUAUUAUUUCCUCACUCAAAUAGUCUAAGUCAAUAAAUACACCCUACUGCAACCCUGCUUAUUGAUAAUUGAACAGUACACAGUGAAAAUAAACAUUUUCUUUCCCACAAAUACAUUUAUUUUGUGAUAAAACUAUUUUAAAAGUUUUUUCUCUGCUCGAGCCUGUAGAUUUUAAAUUAAUAUUUGGAGGAUGAGUCAACCUUUUUUAUAUCCAUUAAUGUUUUAAUAAGUUCAAAAUGUAAGUUAAAUUUCCAAUAUACAAAACAUAAUGCACAUAAUAUGCUCAAAACAAAAGGUGCAUAAUUUGAAAUGGUGUUGCGGGUUGAGGACUCAAAAUAAAACUGUUUCGAUCUUUAUCAAGGCUAAAAAUAUAUGGUUCCUCAAUCCACAACACAACAGGUGAAGCAGGAGAGCACAUAAUCCUUACACUUCACAAAAAUUCUGGGAUAUUCAUACACUUCACUGAGUAUAACAAAAUCCUGAUACAUUAUGAAUUUAUUAACCUAUUUAGAUUUAUGGUUAUUAUUAUGAGAUUUUCAUGUUUACUGUUGCCAAAACACCCCUAAUUCAUUACAACCUUUUUUAAUUUUAUGCAUUAUUUUUGUUUCCAUAAACUUGUGCGGUGAACGUUUUCACAAUUAAGUCAUUAAAUAAUUUUUAUAAACAAAUUUCGUAUAAGCAGCAGUUAACGUUAAUCAAAAGUAGAAACCAUAAAGCAUUUCCAAUAAAACCUUAUAGUUCCAAAAUAGAGAGGAUUCAAUAAAUAAAUACACUCCCAUGAUCAACGAAUUUUAUAGGGUACCACAUACGUAUUACUUUUUAAGAAGUCAUUAAUAUACUUGUUAUACAUAUUUUUUUCUCCUUUCGAUUAUCCUUGUUUCUUUUUUUGUUACUGAAACUAUCCACACAAUUUGUAAAUUACACGUUAAUUUUUGUAAUAAUAUAUUUAUAUAUAAUAUAAAACUAUUACAUUCGAUCACCAUGAAUCAUACAUAAUUUUUUUUUAUUUUACACUCAUUACAAAGCCACAUGGUUAAAACAUGUAGUACAAGCACCAAACUAAAUACAAACUAUAUUAUUCGGUAUAAAAAUGUUAGUUUUAUCACUGGAUGUUUACAUGUAGGCACAACUAGCUUUAAUUGGAAUGGAUGUAAUAUUAAUUCAUUUAAUAAUAAUGUACGAAGUGUUGCUAUUAAAUAACAAGACUCAAAUCUUGUUCCUUUUAAUGCAGAUUUGUACUUAGAUCGAUUGUUAGAUCGAAAAGAUUAGCGAUUUUUUAAUUUUUUUCCUUCAUUUUUGAUGUGGAAUGGUGAAUUGAAUGUGAAUCAUCUUCAUCAUACACUUAUGGUUUCAAUAAAAGUUUCAUUUGCAGUUUCAUAUGAGAUUUCACAAUCUGUUGCUCUAUUUUUACGCAAAAAAAACGGCUCCUUUACGAAGGCUACGGCUAUACUGGUUUGUCUGGUAGACAUGCUAGAUAUCGCAUUUGAAGGAAUUGGCUUUAAACUAAACAGCUGACAGUAGCUAACCUUAGGCGCAUAUGUACCUUUUCUGUAGCAGCGCUAGUCUUGUUACUUAUUGGCCACACCUCGUAUAUUGUUUUAGAUAAAUUACUGUCUACCAGAGUUGGGUGCUACUUGAUAUUUAUUAAAAUAUAAAAUCAAUGACUUAUUUUAAAAAAUCAUGAUUGUUCACAUUUUUUUUUAUUUUAACCACCAAAUUAAUAGAUUUCACUACUUUAGACAUAUUUUCUUAAAUCAAAUGAUCUUACAAAUUGGGUAAUAUAGAUUUAAUACUUAGCUAUUAAGAAAUAGCAACAAUCCUUUUAGAUGAGACUUAUGAGUGAUAAAAAGAAAACAUGAAAAAUCUUUUUGUUUUCUUUUUUAUCAGUAUUACAUUAUAUGCAGAAAUUUGUCAAUCAAAUCAAAUUAUAUAAAGUUUUACUUUAUGUACACCAAGAUGUUGGGAGAGAAAUGAUUUUUUAUUGCAGCUUUAUAAAGUUUUCUUUAAAAAAUAUUGAUAAUUGUAGAAUAUUUUAUGAUAAUAAAUAAAGUUCAUUGGUUUUUGAA
Molecule: messenger RNA, 3443 nt
Organism: Diorhabda sublineata
Lineage: Eukaryota; Metazoa; Arthropoda; Insecta; Coleoptera; Chrysomelidae
Product: p21-activated protein kinase-interacting protein 1-like
Exons: 3
Coding region: 66-1157 (363 amino acids)
Molecular function (GO): protein binding
Source: RefSeq, a predicted model, not a curated record